Messenger RNA from Amoebophrya sp. A120, 699 nucleotides. The record is from the annotation of a GenBank genome assembly. Lineage: Eukaryota; Dinophyceae; Syndiniales; Amoebophryaceae.
AUAGCGUUGUGGGUGGUUUCUUGUUCGAGAAGAUGAGAUUGCUUAUUGUGUUGAGGUUUACUUUUGGAGAGGGUCUACUCUUGGGGUUCUUUCCUGGGGAGGAGUAGCGCAGUGGUUGGUGUGCAUGCUACAAUUUUGAGAUUUUAAUCGGGCUGUAGAUAGAAGCUGAAAACUAGCAUCACAUCAAAUUUCCAUUUUCAAUGCCAUCGCCUCUAGUACGACCACCACCUAGCAUAAUUUCUUGACAAGCUACUACACUCAUCGAUUUAAUACCCAGAACAACAAGAUCUAGACCGACAAGGGAAAAGAACAUGAAGAAGCGAAGUAAACGUAAGUAUAAUAACUCACGAGACCACCCGAUGAAAUCAAAUGCUAGUUGCAAGCAGAAGAAAGAACCGCUUGGUCCUGUAUGGCGAGUUUUUGUUUUGCCGGACACCUGCAACCACCAAAGCACACCUGAUUCGCCUCCCACACAUCGUUGAGGUAGUCCUCCAGAUUCAGAUGAUCAUUACCAGGCCAGGCCCAUUUGUUCUUGCGAACGCUCGUCCCACGAACUCUUACGCCCGCCUCCAGGGUCUGCCAGUGUUCGCGGGUGCCCGUUUUUCCGUAUUGAUCUUUUCCGUACCGGCACGGGUCUUCCAUGUGAGCUGGAAGAGGUUGGAUGUUCUGGUUCUGAAACAGGUCAUCCGUGUCCGGUAG